CAUUUAUCAACUAUCAAAAUGCUGGUUUCUCGAAGGUUAAAAGUUUAUCGAACGCAAAAAUGAGGCAAAAUGCGAUGGGAAAGAAAGUUUGCUGUUUCUGGUUGUCAAUUUCAGCACUUUGAAGAUACGUUGGUCUCCAGGGGAUGGUUUUAAUCCAAUCGAAGAGGAUUUUUUGUCAAUUCGGUGGUCUAGAGUAUUGUUUACACUAACAGCAAAUUGUUUAGAAUCAUAUAUGCCUAAGACAUGGCGCAUGGUUUGUGGCUACUCUGCCUGGUUUUAUGGGCUGCUCUUUUUACCGAAAGACCUGCACAUGGUAAAAGGAUACAUAUUCAUCCUUCAGUAAAACCGGGAACUCAACUUGUAUCGCUGGCCGAUAAAGAAAGGACGAAUUAUAGGCUGAGUUUUUCACGAAAGGCAAACAUUCUUCGCGAAUUUAUCGCUAUCAAUCAACUGACUGGAAUUGUUACUUUACACCGUCAGAUAACUUGUGGUAUUUUUCAUAACAAAGUGUUUGUAGUUACAGUACAAUCUAUAAGCGUGAAUCCUCCUAAAUUAUAUUUUUGGGAGCCAAUUUUAGUCACUUUACAUAACAGACGCGGUUGUCUAGAUGUUCAAAAAGCUAAAAUGAAUUCCAAUAACGCUGGUCAUAUGCAAAUUUCCGCUUUUAAAACCGAUGUUGUAUCUCGUUUUAAUAAAUCCAGUGGGAAUUUUUUAAGAAGUAGGCUAAAAGACAGUUUAGGUCCUAAAAAUUAUUUUUCCGAUCAUUUGUACCAGUUGGAUAGAAGAACUAACUUCGGGACAUCUCACAAGGACAAACGUGAUGCGAGUCAAGUCUAUUUAUUAUCGGGCAUUAAUGGAUACCAAAACAGACAAGGAAAAACUGAUUAUUUAACAAGGAUUAAACGGAAUGCUAGGAAUACUGCGCCAAAAUUCAAAAAUCCCUUUGAAUCAGUCUCUAUUCUUGAAAAUGUGAAUGUUUCAACCCUUGUGUAUACUGCAUCUGUCUCAAACAGUUACUUGGUUGGCAAACUUGUUUAUACUAUGAAGCCCACAGGAAAUAUUCGUAGUGGAGAUUUCUUUGUGAUCAAUGCAGGUACAGGGGAAAUUAGGACUAAGGCUUCACUAGAUCGUGAGAGCAUGUCAGAGCACCAAUUCCGAGUAACAGCUACUGUUAAGCGUAGUCAAACAUUACAAGCAAGUAUGGAUUUAACGAUAAAGAUAUUGGAUGUAAAUGACCAUGCCCCAGUAUUUGAUAAAAAAGUUUACAGAGAAAAUAUAUCAGAAUUGGAGGAUAGUGGUUCUACUGUAUUGGUUGUUCGUGCAUAUGACUUAGAUUCUGGGUUAAAUAAGGAUGUUCGAUAUAGUAUUGUCUAUCACAGUGGUAAGAACAGAGUAUUUGUAAUUGGUGUUACCUCUGGUAUUAUAAAGGUCGAUGAUGAUUUAGAUCGUGAGAAAGUUCCUUCUUAUCAUUUGAAAAUCAAGGCUGAAGAUCUUGGUACACCUCGACAAAGUUCCACUGUUGAUGUCUUCAUCAAUCUCAUUGAUGAAAAUGAUUGUAUUCCUAAAUUUAAUGAAACCUUAUAUACCUUCUCUGUUAAAGAAAACAGUGCUAGGGGUACUUUUGUUGGAACAACCAAUGCAACAGAUUGUGAUAUUGGCUUGAACAAAAAAAUAAAAUAUAGUAUAACCUCUGGAAAUGAAGACCAAGCUUUUCAAAUUGUUAUGAGUUCAGGUGUCAUUCGUGUUCACGGUUCCUUAGACUACGAGACCAAUUCAUUAUACAUGCUUCAAGUCAUGGCUGAGGAUUCUGGAGACAGCCCAGAAUAUAGUGAAGUGUGGGUAAAUAUUGAUGUCACAGAUGUUAAUGAUUGUCCACCAGAGUUUACAAAGAGCAACUACCAUUUCAGUGUUUCUGAAAGUGUAGGUCUUAACCAUCUUGUUGAAACAGUUCAUGCAACUGACUGUGAUUCCGGUAAGAAUGCUGAAGUAGAGUAUUUCUUAAAAAACAAGAAACUACCAUUUAAGAUUGGUUUAACAUCUGGUGAAAUUAAAACAACUGCCAAGCUAGACAGAGAAACUGUGCCAAGCUAUCAAUUUGAAGUAAUAGCACAAGAUAAAGGUGAGAAGCCUUUAAAGAAGCCUGUCAAUGUGUAUAUCACUAUUAGUGACAUCAAUGAUAGUCCACCCAAGUUUGAAAAAGACAGGUAUAAUGCUAGUAUUGAUGAGAAAUACAGAUCUCGACGACCAUUUCUUACAGUGGUUGCGAAGGACAAAGAUACUAUUGGCCAGAUUAAGUAUUCCUUAUUAGAAGAACCUGAUAAUUGUUUUGCAAUAAACUCUUUUGGUGGUAUUACAAAACGGAGAACUUGUCAGUUGAACUACAGGAUAAAAAGAGUUUAUUAUUUCAAAGUGGAAGCAUCAGAUGGCAAGCAAAGUUCAUCAGCUCAAGUCAUUGUGAGAAUACAAGACUCAAAUGAUAAUGCCCCAGUGUUUACAAAAUCUCGCUACACUGGUGAAAUUUAUGAGAAUGAGACUUCUGGCACAAAUAUUGCAAAGGUAACAGCAACUGAUGAUGAUUUUGGUAAAAAUGCAGAAAUAACUUAUUCUAUUCUUGGUGGUAGUACAAUUUUUAAAAUCAAUCCAGGCAAUGGUGUGAUAACAAACCUAGUUAUGUUAGACAGAGAGCAUACAUCAAAGUACAAACUGAAGGUUGUAGCUACUGAUAAUGGCAAAAGAAGUAAAUCUGGAAGAACGCGUGUUGAUAUUACUGUUAAAGAUAUUAAUGAUAAUCCACCAAAGUUUGACCAGUCUCUGUACAUGGUAGAGGUGUUUGAGAAUGUCCCAGUUGGUAAACUGGUUAAACAAAUUCAAGCUACUGAUGCAGAUGAGGGUGUAAAUAAACAAAUAUCAUAUUCUCUUGAGGCAAAAGGUAACAUCAACAAUGCUUUCAAAAUUAACAACGAUCUUGGUGAUAUUACAGUUAAUCAGAAAUUAGAUAGAGAAAUCAUACCAGAGUAUACUUUGACUGUGGUAGCAACAGAUCACGGAGAACCAGCGCAACGAUCUUCAACUAAAGUUAAGGUAACUUUGAAAGACAUCCUAGAUAGCCCACCGAAGUUUAUAAAACCUCGCUACGUUGUCAACAUUCCCGAAAACUAUCCUGUUAAAAAAGAACUGGUUCGAGUUAAAGCUGUUACUCAAGAUAUUCUGAAACAUGCUAAUAUUCAAUACGACAUCACUGGUGGUAACUAUGACAACAUGUUUACCAUCUUGGGCACGACGGGUAGCAUCGAAUUAGUGAAAUCAUUAGACUUUGAGAGCAAAACUGGCUAUCUCUUGACGGUUCAAGCAAUGUAUGCCACCUUUUUAGCCUCAGCGGAAGUGGAGAUAAAUGUGAUAGAUGUUAAUGAUAUGAAACCAAUACUUAAGCAAAAUUUUGAGAUUUUAAUCAACAUUUUAGAAGGUCAGUUUCCGUCUAACAUCAACUUCAGAAUACCAGCAUACGAUCCGGACAAAAGCUCAGUACUUUCAUAUGAAAUCACUUUAAAAAACGACCGGGCCAAAAAUGCUGUAAUUGUGGACAAGAAUACUGGAAUUUUAAGUAUAAAAGAGUCAGCUCUUGCGAAUACAAAUCGAAUUCCUUUUAAAGUUCGGAUAUCUGAUGGGGUUCAUACCAUAUCCAGAGAUGGCAGUAUCAACCUCAAUAUUAUCACGGAACGCUUACUUCAAGCCAGUGUUACUGUUUACUUCAAGAAUGCGACAACUUCGAAAUUUUUUGAAGUUUUGCAUAAGUUCAAGUCAAUAUUGGGGUCAAUUUUUGACGUUGAUGAAAGAAAUGUUAUUGUGUUUUGUGUCGUGAACUCUACAAGAAUCCACAAUGAUUUUUUAGACGAAAUUGGAGUUGUGACCAUUGUGAAUAAUUAUCUCACUCUAUGGUUAGCUGUUAGAAGUGAAAAAGGAUUUGUUGAUGGAAAAUUAGUUUUGGAGAAAUUGCAUUUUUACGCAAAGGAACUUGAAGUGGAAACACAAAUGACUCUACUGCCUUCAGAUAAAGAAAUAAAAAAAGGGAAAGAUUCAAGUCACUAUUUGCUUGUGCAAGAACCAUUUACUUCAAAAGAUAGUUACUUCAUUAGUAUGACAAAUAAGAGCUUUGCAGACAGCCCAGGUCAAUUGCUCAUCACUCCUAGUGCCGUAUUCUAUGGUGUCAAAGUCAAAGAGGUCUUCAAACCAUUUUGUCCAGCAGGCUUCUUUGGUACUUCGUGUAAUUUUCGGUUAGACACGUGUUAUUCGAGCCCUUGUCUGAAUAGAGCAAAAUGUAUCAACUACGAGGGAGGAUACUAUUGCGCAUGUGCAGAAAAUUUCGUUGGCAAAAAUUGCGAAAUAGAUAUGAGAAAAUCUCGAUGUUCAAGUUUGCCAGAUAACAUCUGUCAGAACCAAGGAAAAUGCAAAGACGAUCCAAAGCAAGGUUUUCAAUGUCUGUGUGAGAAUGGCAACCAUCUCGAACAAUUGUGUCGUGUAACUACAAGAAGUUUUGAAAAUGGUUCAUUUGCUGCAUUUUCAGGUUUAAGCCAACGAUGGUUCAUUGAUGUUUCCUUGGAAUUUGCAACUGUAUCAAGUAACGGUGUCCUUGUGUACGUCGGUCGUUAUGGGUACGAAAACGACACUAUGGCACUCGAGCUUCGGAAUGGUAAACUUUAUUAUGUUUUCUCUGCUGGUGAUGAUAUAAAAACAGUCAGUGUUGGGCCAGCUGAGGGAGAAAGUAUUGUGAAUGGAAAAUGGCACAAAGUUUCGAUCUCUUAUCAACAGCGGACUGGCGCUCUUGUUCUGGGAAAGAAUUGCAAAUCUUCUGUUGCUGUCAAAUUUGGCAACCAAGUUGGAAGGUUUUCUUGUGCUGCGGCAGACAAACUAAAUGGGAAAUUAAGAUCCAUGGAUCUGACCUCGCCACUUGUUCUUGGUGGACUUUCCGUCACGCCCACCAGCUUCCCAAUCCAAGGAAAAAGUUUCAAUGGCUGCAUUCGUAAUGUGAGAUUAAAUCAUGCACCGCUGGAUCUGGGUGAUCCAAUAUUCAACCAGAACUCUAAAAUCGGUUGCAAUCGAAAGAAAGAUUUCUGUACAGACGAAUCUUGUACUCAAAAUGGAAAGUGUGCAAGUUCCUGGGAGAAGGCGACAUGUGUUUGUCAAGAGAAAUAUGCUGGGAAAAAAUGUGAAAUAGAAACUUCGCCCCUGGAUUUUACUUCCAAAAGUUACCUUGUUAACAAACUGGAGAGCACAGUCGUUAAACAAAUGUGGAGAAUGGCUGUUAUGUUUAGAACAGUGCACAAAGCUGGAACGAUAAUGGAGCUUGUUUUUCUCAACAAUACAUCGUCGUUGAAGCUUCAAGACGGAGGCAUCCACUAUUCUCACAAUACAAACAGCAGUCUAUUUAACCUAAAAAGCAAUAAUAUUAUCCUCGAUGAUGGUAAUUGGCAUCACGUGGAUAUCACGUCAUCCAUGAUGUCAGUCUACAUGAUAAUUGAUCACGUGCAUAAAGUUAAAGCGAGCAUCUCAAGGGUGACUAGCGAUAGCUUGCUACAGGUCGUCCUAGGUGAUACGGCGAAAUCAGGGAAUGGUUUUAUCGGUUGCAUCAAAGGAGUAAUGAUUGGCGAUUCUCAUUUGAACUUUUCUUCUGCAACAACUUACUUGGUCACAACUGGAUGUAGUUCAAAAGCUCAGUGUCAGUCGCACUCCUGUCCUAAGGAAAGUAUUUGUCAGGAGGGGUGGGGAAAGACGUCCUGUGUUUGUCGGAAAGGUUAUGUCGGGAAUGAUUGUCGAGAUAUCUGUACCCUGCGCCCAUGUCAGAAUGGUGCUACCUGUCAGCGGACUAAUGAUGAUGUCGGAUUUAGGUGUAUUUGUCGAGAUAAAUAUUUAGGUCAGUUCUGCGAGACACGAAGUCAAUUACCGUGCCGUGAUGAGUUUUUUAGCGCAUCGGACAGUGGUACUUGUGGACCAUGCAACUGCGACCUUAGAUUGGAGUAUAAUCCUGUUUGUAAUAAAACAACUGGCGAAUGUUACUGCAAGGAUAGUUAUUAUCGCCCGAUUUUGAGCAGUGGAAAGCUGGACGAUGUUUGUGAACAGUGCAGGUGCGAUGACCUGGGAAGUGCGAAUCAAAUGUGUGAGCCAAUAGGAGGACAGUGUCCCUGUUUACCCGGCGUUAUCGGUCGUGAAUGUGAUAUGUGCCAGGCGAAACAAGGAGAAAUAACACAGAGUGGAAAAGGAUGUAAAAUUAUCAACACGUCGUGUCCAAGAGCAAAGGCUGAAAGAAUUGUUUGGCCGAGGGAGAGCUUUGGCGUGGUUUCUGUGCAGAAGUGUCCAUUUGGCGCAGAAGGAACUGCAAAAAGGCUUUGUGCUUUCGGUACAGGCUGGGAAGAACCUGAUCUUUUAAACUGUACAUCAGCAGGUUUUCUUGCCAUCAUUAAAUUGUUGAAGCAUUAUGGAAACCUUUCAACGCAGACGGCGAUUAUAGUUUCUCGUAAGCUGUGGAACAUGUUCUCCGUGAAAGAAUUUUAUCAAAAGGACGUCGCUUUGGGGUGUAAAAUUAUUAUGGCCUUACUGGAUUUCGAGAGUAACCAGGUGGAAGACAAGUUAGCCUCCUCUCAGGAUAAGAAAUUUUUGGAUAUAAUUUUGAAGGCCAUAAGUAUCUUUGUGGAUCCAAAAUACACUAAAGGAUGGUCAUUGAUAGACGAGACUCCACCAGCAACUGUGUCAUUGAUGCGGCAAUUGGAGAGCUUUGGUAUCAGUCUUGCUAGUAAUAUGGUUUAUAUAAAGAGAAAUAAUCGAGAAAAGCGAUCAACCUCCAGCUUACCUUCUUACAAUAAAGUCGAAAAACAUUUGCUCAUGCAGUUGGAACCAGUUGAUCCGAAAAGUUUCUCUGGUUUACAAUUUCCUCUGAAAGAACACGAAUCGAGUCUGUUGUCAUCAGAGCAGUGGAGGAACACGAGCAACCGAGUUAAUAUUCCAGAAUCUUUAUUUCGUAAUCAUGGAGCUCCAAAGAAUGAAUCUGCAAUUGCCUUCAUUGCCUUAAAAUAUCUUGGAGAUCUGUUGCCAUAUUCAUUUGACACAAAAGCGAGUUUUAGCGAUCUCUCGUUGGAUGUUAACUCUGACGUCAUAAUAGUUGGAAUCAAGGGAAUGGAGUCUAUUUAUCUUCAAGAACCAAUCACAAUUGAGUUCGAAAUCCAUGAGGUGAAUCGAUCAAAAUAUGAUUGUGUUUUUUGGAAUUAUUCUGUUGCUGGUGAGCAUGGUGGUGGCUGGUCGAGGAAUGGUUGUACCAAAGCUCCCAGUAAUUUCACGCACACUGUUUGCAAAUGUCAUCAUUUGACUUCGUUUGCUGUUGUAUCAGAUCUCACGAUCCAGAUCCCAGUGAUUUCGCCGUAUAAAAUUAGAAUCGUCACAUAUAUCGGUGUGGCUAUUUCCUUGGUGAUAUUAUUGGGCGCCAUUAUAACAUUUACUUGUCUGAGUGGUCUAAAUUCCAACACGAACAACAUACACAGAAACAUGGUGUUGGCAAUUGUGAUUGCUGAAAUAGUGUAUGUCCUUGGAAUAAACAGAACAUCCAAUCAAUUAAUUUGCAGAUUUAUCGCAAUUAUUCUUCAUUAUUUCUUCGACGCCGUGUUUGCCUGGAUGUUUGUCGAGGUCGUACAUAUGUAUCGCAGGCUUACGGAGAAGAGAGACAUUGAUUCGGGACAAAUGACAUUUUAUUACUUUCUUGGGUGGGGAUGUCCUGCGAUCGUUGUGGGUCUAUCAACUGGAAUGGCUGUCGAAGGAUAUGGUAAUCAGAAAUUCUGCUGGAUGACGACGGACGGAACGUUGAUUUGGACAUUCACGAUUCCAAUUGCUAGUGUGAUAUUUGCCAACGUGAUUGUGUUUCUCAUGGCUUUGCGCUUGUCCGUCGAAAAAGCGCGAAGAAAACGGAAACAUUACACGUAUAAUCCAAAGAAUGUUAAUGUUACCAGUGUACACAAGAAUGCAUUAAAAAUCAAAUAUGCUCUGAAAGUUGGCGCAAUAUUUCUUCCUGUUCUCGGAAUAACUCUGACAUUUGGAGUCUUGGCUGUCAAUCAGGAUCUGUUGAUAUUCCAUUAUCUUUAUGCUAUAUUGUGUUGUUGUCAGAGCCUGUUUGUACUGCUUUUUUACGUUGCUUUCGAUCCAAAGGUACGUGAGGAAUACAAAAACGCUUAUAUCCGUUGGAGGACUGGAGACAAGACCUACGGCAGACCAAGGAGACGACGGCUUUAUGAAAUGUCAUACCAUCCUGGUAGCAACCUGGCUGGUGAGGAGGGUUAUGGUUUGAAAGGAAUGAAUCCAGAGACGACAUCAACAGAUCGUUCAACCAGCACCUUGCACAGCAUGAGCAAAACAGAUCCAUUUAGUACCUUCCCUGAGGAUGACAGUGAGUCUGACUACAAGGAAAUAAAGAAACGAAAGCCUCGCAAGGAGGAUCCGAUUGAUAUGGAAUCAGCAGCAAAAAUGUGGAACGCCCCAGAGAAGUCAGAAGUAAGCACAACCCAACCAGAGUCUUCGGAUUCCUCCGAUGGUGGUCGACGUCGUGAGACGAUGGUAAUUUCGUCAGAUUCCGGCAGUUCUGGUGAUGAAUCAGGUUCAUGGGAAAAGAAAUCAGAGAAUGGUGUUAACAAGCAAAAAGCGACAGCCCCACUCUACGCGUCAGAUGGACCAAUGCACAGCACUCCAAUGGAACUAGCACAAGAGAAGGAACGAUUAUUGAAGAAAAAACCAAUGACUGAGACACCUGUUGCGACAGUGGAGCCUCUCCCCCGGCCAAAGAUUCUUUCAAUAUUAAAGAACAGUUCAACGCGGGGUAACGAUGCUCCCCAACCUGACCAAUCUUCACCUCAACUAGCAACAAAACCUCUGCCGGAAAUGAAGAAAGCUGGGUCUGAGGCGAGUUCUGGUAGUUCUUUAAGCUCAAUGAGUGAUGAUGAUAAUGACCUAUUAGCCCAGGCAAAGCUCCUCUCACAGUCAACUGAGGGAGGAAUGUCAACGACGUCUAGUUCAGCUAAGAAACGAAGAUCGAGGAAAACACGUGACAUGCAACAUGGCAAGAAAAGUCGCAAUCAUCGCGUGCAUUUUAACAGAAAAAAAUCAAAGAAUCCUGACGAUUCUGGGAAAGAAAAAGUGAGAACUGUUGAGGGUGAAGAAGGAAAGCCUCUAACCGAGCAACAAGUUUGAGAAGAAUGAAACGGGUACCGCGAGCAAUCUCUUAGACUAGUUCUGUUGUCAUCGAGAAAUUAAGCAUGCCUUAUUCAGAUUUUGUAAUAUAUUUAUAAAGUUUGUAAUAUAUAUUAGCCUGAAGAACGUAAGAUUAAUAUAUGAAGAAAAACUCGUAUAUUAAAUAGUGCAAUAUGAAACAAGAUGAACAAUUAGAGUUUGAAGACAAAAUGAAAGUUUGUAAUCAUGAUCAUUUGAUCUGUAUGACUUCAGUUCUUUGUUCAUUUAACGUUUAAUAUAACUUCGACGUUUUUAAAGUAUAAA
Messenger RNA from Dendronephthya gigantea, 9522 nucleotides. Its product is annotated as cadherin EGF LAG seven-pass G-type receptor 2-like. The coding region runs from base 244 to 9219 and encodes 2991 amino acids. Gene Ontology annotation, cellular component: plasma membrane. Lineage: Eukaryota; Metazoa; Cnidaria; Anthozoa; Malacalcyonacea; Nephtheidae. Gene Ontology annotation, biological process: cell surface receptor signaling pathway; G protein-coupled receptor signaling pathway; homophilic cell-cell adhesion. The record is from RefSeq and is a predicted model, not a curated record. The transcript has 38 exons. Gene Ontology annotation, molecular function: calcium ion binding; G protein-coupled receptor activity.